Molecule: messenger RNA, 2406 nt
Organism: Sphaerodactylus townsendi
Lineage: Eukaryota; Metazoa; Chordata; Lepidosauria; Squamata; Sphaerodactylidae
Gene: UBE2D3
Product: ubiquitin conjugating enzyme E2 D3
Exons: 9
Coding region: 466-912 (148 amino acids)
Biological process (GO): ubiquitin-dependent protein catabolic process; protein K11-linked ubiquitination
Cellular component (GO): nucleus
Molecular function (GO): ubiquitin conjugating enzyme activity
Source: RefSeq, a predicted model, not a curated record
ACGUAGCGAGACUUCUUGUCGCGACGGCCAUUUGGCGAAUGCGCGAUCCCGAAAGGAAAAGAGGGGCCGAAUAAGGAGAACCGCUCGUGGCAGACCCAUCCCUCCAACGGCAGCAGAGGCCCCUGCAUUGUAGCUGCGGAGCUUUUAUUCGCCGUUCUCGGGGAAGACAGGCCGGAGCCGCUACGCCCUCCCCGCCGAAGGAAGAGGCGGCGACGCGGCUGGUGACGUCGCGGCUGGUGUUCGGUGCGGGCGGGCGCCCCCGGCUGUUUCCGGAGGAAGGAGAAGCGCAGGCGGCGAGCGAGCGGCCCCAUCCCCCACCCGCAGGGAGGGAGUGCGGCAGCGGCGGCGGCGCAGAAAGGCCCGACGAGGAGGAGGAGGCGGCGGCGAAGGAGGAACAGGACGAACCCCCGGCCGCGGCGGCCACCACCACGACGACAACAGCAACUCGCCCUCGCAGCGGAAAGGAUGGCGCUGAAACGCAUCAACAAGGAACUUAGUGACUUGGCUCGUGACCCACCAGCGCAGUGUUCUGCAGGCCCAGUUGGAGAUGACAUGUUUCAUUGGCAAGCCACAAUUAUGGGCCCUAAUGACAGUCCAUAUCAAGGCGGUGUUUUCUUCCUGACAAUUCACUUUCCUACAGACUACCCUUUCAAACCACCUAAGGUUGCAUUUACGACAAGAAUUUAUCAUCCAAAUAUUAACAGUAAUGGCAGCAUUUGUCUCGACAUUCUAAGGUCACAGUGGUCUCCUGCUCUAACUAUUUCUAAAGUUCUCUUAUCCAUUUGUUCACUGCUAUGUGACCCCAAUCCAGAUGAUCCCCUAGUGCCAGAGAUUGCACGUAUCUAUAAAACAGACAGAGACAAGUACAAUAGGUUAGCAAGAGAAUGGACAGAGAAAUACGCUAUGCUGUAGGGUACAACAGAAUAUCUCGAGAAUGGACUCAGAAGUAUGCCAUGUGAUACUACCUUAAAAGUCAGAAUAACCUGCAUUAUAGCUGGAAUAAACUUUAAAUUACUGUUCCUUUUUUGAUUUUCUUAUCCGGCUGCUCCCCUCUCAGACCUCAUCUUUUUUUUUUGUUUUUUUUGUUUUUUAUUUACCUCUCUCCAUUCAUGCACAUGCUCACCUGAGAAGACUAGCUCUUCCAGCUUUGGACAAUAACUGCUUUUUAGAAUCUGUAAAGUAGUUAUACAAGAACAGUUGCCCAAGAUUCAGAAUUCUUUAAAUGGAGCAUGUGUGUUGUGGCCAAUGUCUUCACUCUUAACUUGGUUAUGAGGUUGAAAUCAUUCCUCACUGCUCUUAACAGUUCUACUGAAGAUAUCACCCAAAGGGAAGGGAGAUGGAUGUGCAGAUUGCUCACAUCACAGGAAAUAACAUUGCUGUAGCAUCAUCCAUCUUAUUUAAAACCUUUCCAGUGUUAGAGACUGAGGUUUCAUGACAUAACUUGCACUCAUAACUGGUGUGCUGGAGAAUUGGUACAGAACCUGUAGCAUCAGCAGAACAGAACACGCGAUGUAUCUUAUGCAUGUCAAUAAAGGAAUGACCAGUUCUUGUUCUACAGAGAAUGGAAUUUGGAAAUCCAACAUCCCUUGUAUUCCAAAAUAGGGUCUACGAACAUUUUUGUAACUCAUUUAAAUUUUGUUAGGAUGCUUGGAGCUAUUAGUUAAUCUGUCUUCCACAACACUUUAAUAUAGCACUGAAUAAAUGAUGCAAGUUGUCAAUGGAUGAGUGAUCAACUAAUAGCUCUUCUAGUAAUUGAUUUUAUUUUCUUCAAUAAAGUUACAUAAACCAAUGAGUUAGCUGCCUGGAUUAAUCAAUAUGGGAAACAAAAUCUUUUGUAAAAGCAAAGGUGGUUUUUGUAUAUACUUGUUGGGAUUUGCCUCAUUGUUUGACAUCAAAUAAUGAUGUGAAGUUAGUAGAGUGAACCUUUUUGCCAUGUUCAGUUAUAAUACUUGGUCUGUUUUUCAGGCUGACACAUUGAUCAGCCCUGGAGUAUGCAGAACUAAUAAGCUAAUCUAGUAGUGUAGACUUUAGUGUGCUACACAAGGUACUGGGAGCCAAGAGUUCAAAUGUGGACUUGGGACCCAGCUGAUAUAUGUACUGGUGUAUUGUGGAGGCACAUCCGGAUGCACCCAGCUUGUUGACUGAGAAGCUUUUCUUCACCUUGUACACUUGACAGCUGAAAGAUCUUUAUGUGGGAGUAAUGAGGCAAAAUUUGCAAAAUAAAGUACUGUUUUGAUGUGGGAAUUGUCAUGAGGUUGUGUUGAAGUGACUUUUCUAUGUGGGAUGCUUGCUAUCCAUUGAAGGAUUAUUUACCGUGCUGCCACUUAACAUUAAUGAACAUUUUUGCUGCAGUUGGUCACUCGUUCUGGUGGCUAAAAUGAAUGAAUAAAAGUCAUUGCUAUUGGA